This is a messenger RNA of Kwoniella mangroviensis CBS 8507, 651 nucleotides long. RefSeq lists its product as uncharacterized. The transcript has 2 exons. The coding region runs from base 1 to 651 and encodes 216 amino acids. Lineage: Eukaryota; Fungi; Basidiomycota; Tremellomycetes; Tremellales; Cryptococcaceae. The record is from RefSeq and is a predicted model, not a curated record.
AUGUACGGCACGGCUGAGUCUCAUCGUGCUCACGGAGAGGCUGAGAGUGACGAUGAAGACGAUUUCGAUUAUGAGAGGUAUCAAACGUCCAAAUUAGCGGACAGCCGAAGAGCUAAUAGUUUUGGUGGACCAGAGAUCCACUCAAAUCACGGAUCCGAUCUCAGAAGAACAGUCCUCAAGAACGCAGACAGACGCUUCUCAGUGACUGAUCACCAUUUCAGUUCAGAGAGGGGCCAUCAAAUGGGUUGUCCUCCUUGUACCAGCCCACCAUCUUCCGAACAAAGUGCAACAGACCUUCAAGGCAGCCAUGACAACCACUCUAGUGAGGUCACAGACCCACCAGACUAUCAAUUUCCUACUUCCAGCGGAUCCGAUGGUACACCCAUUGCCCAAGGUACCCUGAUACCCAUAGCUGGCAAGACGUACAAGCCCCGUCUCACACAUCUGAAGGAAGCGAUAUACAGGGCAAAGAUCGAGGCGCUUAGACCUGACCCCGAGCACGUAAAAGCUGUGGAGAAUAGCUAUAAAUACGACUACCGAAAAGCUACCGGUUAUGACUUGAAAUAUGCCACUCGAGAGAGAAAACAAACAGAGUUCGACAAGGUGGAAGAGCAAUUUUACAGGAGAUAUCCCGAGGCAGCAGAUAGGUAG